AUUUCACUUUCAAUAAACAAAUUAUAAAAGACAAAGUGACAAGCAAGGAAACGACCUUCACAGAGUUGGACGAAGCCCGACAGGUUAAACUAGACGUCAUAAUAAUGCGCCUUCAAAUCCUCGUUACUAUGGAUACGAGGCUCCGUUUCCCUUGUGAUGUUGUUUUCUAUCUCUCCUUUCAGCCAUGGACUCAAAAAUACUCAUUAAAAUUGUGGGUCUGAUUAAAGACUGCAGUUUCCAUGUUGCCAAAAGUAUCGCCGAGGGACUGAAACGGCAGUUUCCUGAGACGUUUCUGGAUCCAGAAAUUAGGCCACUGUUUGAACUUGAGUGGGACACGUAUCUGUGCAACAAGAAGAGGGAGCUGCGUGGUGAAGUGUGGCAGUACUCCAGCAGCCUGAUGUGCUUUCUGAACGGCCGUCUCCUCGGUGAUGAAAAGGAUCUCACCAGCUGGGCCAAGAAACAGUGGAGUUUCACUUUUGCUCGGCCACUAGCUUUCUACAUGGCUCUUGCUGAGGAUUACUACACCAAACACCUCCAGAAAACUGGGCAUCAGUUUGUCUUCAUGGACAUUGAGAUAGCAGGAGAAGCUGUGGGGAGGUUACUGUUUGAGCUCUUCUCAGAUGUUUGUCCAAAGACAUCCAAGAACUUUGAGGCUCUGUGCACAGGAGAGGAAGGACUGUCCCAGGGUGGCUUCCCACUGUGCUACAAAGGCUCUCUGUUUCAUCGGAUUGUGCCCAGUGGCUGGGUGCAAGGUGGAGAUAUUUCUCCAGAGAGGAAGGGAAAUGGAGGCGAGUCAAUCUAUGGGCCAAUGUUUGAAGAUGAGAGUUUUGCCAUUUCCCACUCUAAGCGCGGCAUUCUGGGAAUGGCUAAUAAGGGUCCACACACCAAUGGAUCCCAGUUCUACAUCACCUUACAGCCAACUCCAUGGAUGGACAAGACCUAUGUCGCCUUUGGUCAAGUUGUUGAGGGUGUUGAUGUCCUGAGGAGGUUGGAAGAAGCUCCAACUUGCAACGAAAAACCCAAGUAUGAGUGUAAAAUUACAGCCUGUGGGGUGUUUAAACCUCAACUCCUAAGCAUUAAUGAUUGAUGACUUUUUAAAUGUUUUUUUUUUUCUCCACAUUUUUUGAUACAGUAAAAUAACCAUCAUAUGCAUGUUUUAUGUUCACAUUUAUUUUUAAAUUUUUUGUUUUAAAUGAUGUUUAAGUAAAGCAGUUUUAUUCUUUUUGAGGAAUUACACACCACCUCAUCUGCAUGUGUGUUGACAGAUUUAAACCUGUUAGGGUGCAUUUGUUAUAAUUUUUAUAUUAUUUAUCUUCUACAAUUGAUUUAUAACCAAAAUCCUGUGAAAUCUGCUUUUUAGUAAAGUGCACAGCAUCCUCAGAGUAAAAAGGUGUCACUUGAGCUGAUUACCCCUCCCUUUUUACAUAGCAUAUUCAAAGUGAAAACACUUUUAUAACUGGAAAUGUGGAUUGA
Archocentrus centrarchus (flier cichlid) is the source of this 1473-nucleotide messenger RNA. It is a transcript of the gene ppil6, whose product is annotated as peptidylprolyl isomerase (cyclophilin)-like 6. Gene Ontology annotation, molecular function: peptidyl-prolyl cis-trans isomerase activity. The transcript has 8 exons. Bases 185 to 1087 code for a protein of 300 amino acids. NCBI's taxonomy places the organism in Eukaryota, Metazoa, Chordata, Actinopteri, Cichliformes, Cichlidae. Gene Ontology annotation, biological process: protein peptidyl-prolyl isomerization. Gene Ontology annotation, cellular component: cytoplasm. The record is from RefSeq and is a predicted model, not a curated record.